UAAACGUAUAGUUCCUAUUUUUCUAUGAGCAUACCGUCCUCUAGUUUACUUCAAUACAGAAUAAGGCUUUGAAAACAUGCAGGAGGAGGAGGAGAGCAAACGUUUAAUACCACAAGGUGGCGACAGUACAUUAUUAUUGGUUGUAACCCAUGACUGUUGCACUUAGAAAAAAACAUUGGGACAAGUAGCCUGGCGUUAUCACUUGUCGGUAUCACAGUCGCAGAUAACAGGCGGCGAUGGAUGCCAUAAGGUCGGCUGGAAGAGCUAUCAUUCGAAGUCCAAGUGUGGCGAAAAGGUCUUGGAAUGCGGGCAAACAUAAAAAACUUCCUGAGAACUGGACAGACAUGACGGAGACUGUUGUAGAUGGCAUGACCUUUAACCUCCGUCACCUAGGCAUGACCCUGGUGGAUCAGCCCAAAGGAGAGGACCUAUCAGCAGCUGCUGUCAAGAGGAUUGUUGCCAUGGCCAAAGCGGGAGGUAAGAAGCCUCAGAAGGUGUCUCUGAAGGUUUCUCCUCAGGGUAUUAUGCUGUACGACAGUCUGAACAACCAGCUACUAGACAACAUCUCCAUAUACAGGAUAUCCUACUGCACGGCGGACAAGCUGCACGACAAGGUGUUUGCCUACAUCUCCCAGAACACCCUCAACGGAACACUGGAGUGCCACGCCUACCUCUGCUCCAAGAGGAAAGUGGCCCAGGCAGUGACUCUGACGGUAGCACAGGCCUUUAGAGUGGCCUUUGAGUUCUGGCAGGUUGCCAAAGAAGAGGAAGAGAAGGGAGUGUUGUCCGGCUCAGCUGGAGAAGCAACCAGCAGCUCCCAGUCAGAAAGAUCAAACAGCCUGCCUAGUCUCAAAGGAGAAAAUGUUGCCACGGGUAACCUACUGGACCUUGAGGAACUGACUCAUGUUGCCGUGGUUCUGGAAACCAAUGGCAACGAGGAGUUCCAGGUGGACUUCCACACUGCUCCUAAGAACAAUGAUAACAACAACGCUGUCUGGGAAAUUGAGGAAGACUUGGAUGAGGCUUUUUCUAGACUGGCGGUAUCCCGUACUAACCCCCAGCUCCUGGACAUUGGGGUGACCCCCCAGGAUUGGCUGACAGAACCUGACUGGGCCAAUGGGAACACACCCAACAAGAACACUGCCAAUAAGAACACAUUGAACAGAAUACCACCAAUGGGGACGACUUCGUUGGCUUCUGAUCGACCACCGGAGGGCGACCAAGAGGCACAGCCUUUUGUGUCUUUGGCCCAAUCCCAAAUCAACCCCUAGUUCCUAUGCUGGAGCUAGACCAUAUAGUGUGCACCUGUCAAUUCCUCUCAGAUCUUCACAAGUGCAUAGGGCGCAGGGAACAGGGUCUAGGGGUCUAUUUGGGAUUGGGCCAUAGAAGAGUUGACUUCGGUUCCAUUCCAAACCGAUCCCUUGCCUCUGUCCUUAUUCCCUAGUUGACUCCUCCUCCUUAUAGAUCUGAAAGGACUGCAUAGGUUGAGAGCUUUGGUUGAAAUUCUGUCAUAUUGCCUAAGUUUAAAUCAUCACGUUUUUUGUAGAUAUACAUUGGGUCGCCAGGAAGAGUCUAUGGGUAGACGCUAGGGAUUUGACUUGGGACCUUUUUAUAUAUUUUUUAUAAACUGGGUGCUUCAAGCCCUGAAUGCUGAUUGGGCUUGAAUCAGACGCUAUACAACGGGUAUAACAAAACAUUUGAAUUUUCCUGCUCUAAUUACGUUGGUAACCAGUUUAUAAUAGCAAUAAGGCACCUCAGGGGUUUGUGGUAUAUGGCCAAUAUA
Coregonus clupeaformis (lake whitefish) is the source of this 1783-nucleotide messenger RNA. RefSeq names its product low density lipoprotein receptor adapter protein 1-A. Bases 237 to 1271 code for a protein of 344 amino acids. The transcript has 10 exons. The record is from RefSeq and is a predicted model, not a curated record. Gene Ontology annotation, cellular component: early endosome. Lineage: Eukaryota; Metazoa; Chordata; Actinopteri; Salmoniformes; Salmonidae.